CACAGACCGAGAGGCACGGGAGGCGGUUGCUGCGGCCGGCGAGUGGGGUCCUGUGGGCUCCUGACGACUCUGCUGCGGCGGGUAGUUUAUAUUAUGAAUUCUCAAGAGAAGACAGAAGAGCAUCCUUUUGCGGAUAUAUUUAAUGAAGAUGAAGCUGAAUAUAACUUUUUGCUGUCUAAACCUGUUUGCUUUGUUAUAUUUGGGAAACCAGGGGUUGGGAAGACAACUUUAGCUCAUCAAAUAACACAGGCAUGGAAAUGUAUUCGUGUAGAAGUUUUACCAAUUUUGGAAGAACAGAUUGCCAGGGAAACUGAAACAGGAGUUAUGUUGCAAUCAAUACUGCUCAGUGGUCAAAGCAUUCCAGAUGAACUUGUCAUAAAGCUAAUGUUGGAGAAGCUCAACUCCCUGGAAGUUUCUCACUUUGGUUAUAUUAUCACUGAACUACCAUCACUUUCACAGGAUGCCAUGACUACUUUGCAGCAAAUAGAAUUAAUUAAAAAUUUAAAUUUGAAACCUGAUGUUAUAAUCAAUAUUAAGUGCCCUGACUACGAUCUAUGCCAAAGAGUUUCUGGGCAAAGGCAGCAUAGUAGUACAGGGUACAUAUACAGAAGAGAUCAGUGGGAUCCUGAAGUCAUUGAGAAUCGUAGGAAAAAGAGGAAAGAAGCCCAAAAAGAAGGAAAAGGAGAAGAGGAAGGUGAAGAGGAGGAUGAGCAAGAAGAAGAAGAGGCAUUUAUUGCAGAAAUGCAAAUGGUGGCUGAAAUUCUUCAACAUGUAGUUCAGAGACCUGAGGAUUAUUUGGAAAAUACUGAAAACAUUGUUAAACUUUAUAAGGAAAUAAUUCUUCAUCCUUUAGAAGAAGUAAUGGCUGAACACAAUUCCCAGUAUCUCAUUGAGCUAGAUGGAAAUAAACCCCCAGAGGAGCUCUUCAUGACAGUUAUGGACCGACUUAAAUAUCUGAACCUAAAAAGAGCAGCUGUUUUGACUAAACUUCAGAGUGCAGAGGAAGAAAUUACUGACAUAAUGGAAAAUGAUGAGCUGUUCCAUACUCUGGCAUCUUAUAAACUUAUCGCACCAAGAUAUAGAUGGCAGAGAAGCCGAUGGGGACGAACAUGUCCUGUGACUCUCAAAGAAGGUAACAUUUUUCCAGGAUUACCAGAUUUUUCUGUGAGUUUUCUAGGUAAAAUAUACUGUCUUUCAUCAGAAGAAGCAUUAAAAACAUUUUUAUUGAACCCACGUCCCUAUCUUCUUCCACCUAUGCCGGCACCACCAUUUAAAGUGUUCAUAUUUGGGCCUCAAUCUUCAGGGAAAACAACACUUUGCAAUUUGCUUGCAGAAAAUUACAAAGGAAAGGUGGUUGAAGAAAACACGAAUAGGUUUUCUGGUGCCCCAAAGUAUGGAGGAUGGAUACUGGACAACUGCCCUGUUAUGAAAGAACUGUGGAUAGUCUUAGUCGAGAAAGGAAUUAUACCUGAUUUAGUAAUCUAUUUAUCAGAUACAGAAAACAAUGGGAAAUAUUUACUUAAUAGACUGUAUUUAGAGAAUAAGACUGAAGUUGACUCUAAGAUUUUAGAAAGAUUAUUAGAUGAACUGCAAAAGAAAAAAAAGGAGGAAGAAGCAGCAAGAAAAGCUGCUGAAGAAGCAUUGAGAAUAGAAGAAGACCAAAGGCUAUUGGAAGCUAUAAGCGAGAAAGCAAAAGAAGUAGAAGAGGCUGAACCGGAGGCUGAAGAGGAGAUUGAAGGUGAGGAGCCUGAAGCUCAGGAAGGGUCUGAGGCCCUGGAGGUAGCCGAGGACACCAAGGGAUCCUUACCUGAGGAGUCUGAAGCACCUGAGGUCCCUGAAACAGAACCUGAAUCAGUAUUUGAGCCUCCUGAGGAUACUACAGUUGGAACAGAAAUUUCAAAAGGAUCCAAAGAGGGCCUGGAAACUAAAGAAUUAUCUGAAACAGUUGUACUCCCUGAGUUUCCAGAAGAUGCUUAUCCUGAUGUUCCUGAAAUGGAGCCAAUUAAAGAGAAGAUUAAACAUUUCAACUACAUGUGGAAACAUCUGGAAGCAACAAUCAAUGAGUCUUUCGUUCAAAUUUUAAACUUGGAGAUUGCUGACAAAACUCCAGAGGAACUACUUCAAAAAGUAGUUGAGACUAUGGAAAAACCCUUCCAGUAUGUUGCAUGGGAGUUAACUAUGGAAGAUUAUGAUGAAGAAACAGAAGACUAUCAGGCAGAAGCUGAAGUUGAUGAGGAGCUAGAAGAGGAAGAGGAGGAAGAGGAAGAGAAUGAAGAUAGAAUUAAGGAGAAGAGAAGGCACUUGGGAGAUACAAAGCACUUUUGUCCAGUGUUUCUCAAAGAAAACUUCAUCCUACAACCAGGCAGCACAGAUGAAGCAGCUAAAUAUCGAGAAAAGAUCUACUAUUUUUCAAGUCCUGAAGCUAGAGAGAAGUUUCUGGAGCAUCCCGAGGAGUACGUGGCUCAGAAAGAACCAUUAAAGGCUCCUCCAGUAAGAAUAUGCCUUAUUGGCCCCCAUGGUUCUGGCAAAACCAUCUGUGGAAGACAAUUAGCAGAAAAAUGGGGCAUUUUUCAUAUUCAGUUUGAAGAAUUUCUUCAAGAGAAACUAAUGCUCAAAACCGAAAAGAAAAUUGGAACUGAAUUUGAAGAAGAUUCUGAUGAAGAACAGUUUACAAAACAAGAACUUGAAGAACUUGCAAUUCAGGCCAAAGUCAAGAUUGAAGAAGAAAAUACAAGGAAGCCGCCUCCAGAUGUACAAUUUACAGAAGAAGAAGAAGCAAUCAGAUUAAAUCUAAUGGAAAAUGAGCCAUUACCUCCUGAAAUUCUUGAAACAAUUCUUUCUGAGUGGUGGCUUAAGGAACCAAUACGUUCCACAGGUUUUAUAUUAGAUGGUUUCCCACGAUAUCCUGAGGAGGCUCUGUUUCUGGGGGAACGUGGAUUUUUCCCAGAUGCUGCUGUUUUUAUACAAGUUGAUGAUCAAGAUAUUUCUGAUCGACUCCUUCCUUCCCAAAUUGAAAAGUGGAAACAGAAACAAAAGAAAAAAUUAGAAAGGAAAAAACUCAUCAAAGAAUUGAAGGCAAAAAUCAAGGAUGCUAUGAUUUCUAAAAGAAGGGCUGAACUUCUAGCAGAGAAAGAAAAAAGACAUAAAGGGGAGAUUGGUAAAGAAGAUGAAGACUUCAGUGAAGAAGAGCCUGAAGAAGAUGAAGAUGAUAUUGACAACAUCCUUGAAGAUGAAUUUCCAAAAGAUGAGGAAGUGAUGAGUGAGGAAGAUGAAGAACAGGAAAUGGAUGCACUUGAGCGCCUGAGAGGUGAACUGGGAGAAAAAUUUGAAGCAGAUAUGAGUAAUUUACAAGGAAUACAGGAUGAAUUUGAGAAGCUUUUGAUCCCAGUGAUUCUCAUCAAUGGAGCUCGAAAAAUCCACAUUGUACAAUAUAAUAUGAAUAUGAAACUGAAACCACUGGUGGAGAAUCGUGAGAGCAUUUUUGAAAAAUGUUAUCCAAUAGCAUCACACCUUGCCCAGAAAAUGCUUAGCUGUACCUAUAAGUAUGUAAGCGCAUUUGGCUACUGGGACCCUGUAAAGCUAAGUGAAGGAGAGACAAUCAAACCAAUUGAAACUUCAGAGAAUCCAGUCCAUGCUGUAAUCCAUCGUCAGUAUAUCUAUUUUUUAUCUAGUAAGGAAACUAAAGAAAAAUUUAUGAAGAACCCAAUCAAAUAUAUCCGCCAACCCAAACCCAAGCCUACUGUGCCCAUUAGGAUUAUACUUCUGGGACCUCCAAAAUCUGGGAAAACUACAGUUGCCCAAAAAAUUUCAAGUGAAUAUGGCUUAAAGCGUUUGUCAGUAGGAGAAGCUUUGCGUUACGUAUUAAACAGCCAACCAGACACAGAGCUGGCACUCAUGUUAAAUUGGCAUCUUCAUAAAGGAAUGACAGCACCUGAUGAACUGGCUAUUCAAGCCUUAGAAAUCUGUCUGAUGGAAAGCACAUGUAAUACUGCAGGUGUUGUCAUCGAUGGCUACCCUGUAACUAAAUAUCAAGUGAGUCUCUUGGAAGCUAGGUCAAUCAUCCCCAUGGUCAUCUUUGAGUUGGAUGUGCCUUCCAAGGAGAUUUUCAAAAGAUUGUUCCUGGAAAAAAAAAAGGAACAAAGUUUGCCUUAUCCACUGCACAAUAGCACACAGAUAACAGCUGUCAAAAACUCAAAAUACCAUAAAAAUAUUGAUGAGAUUAGGAAAUAUUAUCAAGAACAGCAUCAGAACUGGUAUGUGAUUGAUGGAUUUCACAGCAAAUGGUGGGUGUGGAAUAAAGUCAUUAAGAAAGUUCAAAUGGUGAAUAAAUAUAUGCAGAUAUACCUGGAAAGGAUAAAAGCAGGAAAAGCUGCCUGCAUAGACAAGUUAUGUAUCACACCUCAAGAACUGAUUUCUCGCCUGGGCGAAUUUGGACAGUUCUGCCCUAUCAGCCUGGCAGAAUCACAUGAACUAGUUGAUUGCUCUAUAACUGACUCAUUGGAAUUUGCAGCAGAGUUCAGAGGGCACUAUUAUAAAAUGAGUUCUCAGGAAAAUCUGAAUAAAUUUUUGGAGAACCCAGAAUUGUAUGUGCCUCCGUUAGCACCUCAUCCACUACCACCUGCCGACAUGAUCCCCAAAAGGCUGACACUGUCAGAGCUGAAGAGCCGAUUCCCCAAGUGCGCGGAGCUGCAGGGCUACUGUCCAGUGACCUAUCAGGAUGGAAACCACAGAUAUGAGGCCCUUGUACCUGGUAACAUUAAAUUUGCUUUAGAAUAUCGUGAUCGUAUAUAUAUUUGUGAGACUAGAGAAAAACUCGAGAAAUUUUUGAGGUUGCCAGAGAAAUACUGGAGCCAGAAGCUUCCGUACAAACUGCCCCCGUUGAAGGAGCCCAUCCAUCUCACGAGUCUUCCUUUGCCUGGAUAUCUGGAACAGGGUAUCGCAACUUCACUAAUUAAAGCAAUGAAUGCAGCAGGAUGCUUAAAGCCCAAAUUCCCGUUUUUAAGUAUAAAGAGAUCUGCACUACUGUAUAUAGCAUUUCACCUAAAAGCCUUCAAUCCCAAAAGUUCUGAAUAUACCAGAAGGAAGUAUAAGAAGAAGUUGCAGCAAUUUAUGGAGAGUUGUGAACUCAUCACAUACCUGGGUGCCAAGAUGACCAGAAAAUACAAGGAACCUCAGUUUAGAGCCAUUGACUUUGAUCAUAAAUUACAGACCUUUCUCUCUCUUAGAAAUACAGACCCAGUUAAUGGCUAGUUUGCUUGGGCAACUGCAACCAGGACGUCAAGAGUUAUCUGAAAGGGAUAGAAGGAAAUAGGUUGAAAAUCUGGCCCUGUCUGCUGUACUUUUUCCCUUCUGAGUGAUACACCGUGGCUGCCAGCCGUCAAAUGGACUCAAAGCUCUACCGGCCCAGAAAGGGUGCUCUCCUGGAAGCCUACGGCUUGACAUAAUUUAAAAAUGUAUUGCUCUUUGCAUUCAUGAUUUGCAUUCAUACAUUCAUGCUUUAACGACAUAGUUAUUCCAUUUAGAAUAUUUAGGUAACUUAUUUUACUUAAUCUAUUGUUCAAUUUCCUUUUUAACAUUUUUAGCCUCUGUUAAAGAAAA
Molecule: messenger RNA, 5598 nt
Organism: Leptonychotes weddellii (Weddell seal)
Lineage: Eukaryota; Metazoa; Chordata; Mammalia; Carnivora; Phocidae
Source: RefSeq, a predicted model, not a curated record